AUGGAUGACGUAAGCGAGACGUUUUCCAUCAUGGCGGCGGAAGGCUGUGAGGAGAUGAGCGGCAACGGGGAGCUCGAAGAGUCUUCAGCCAUGGAGGCUUCUGAGGUUCCUGCAUCGCCUCCAACUGAGAUGGUGGAGAUGUCAGAGGAAAAUGGCAGUGCUGCAGAGGCCCCUGAAGCCCCCGUAGGCCCCGACCCUGCCUCCUUCUCCAUGCCCCCAGCUGCAGAAGAUGAGGAGGGAGAAUUGCCUGCUGACUUUGAGCGUUUGUGGAAGGCUACCCAGGACAAUCCUCAUGACUUUACCGGCUGGACCGACCUGCUGCAGUACUGCGAGCAAGAGGGUCAUGUCAAAGCGUCACGCAGUGCACUAGAGGCCUUCCUCGUUCGCUACCCACUCUGCUAUGGCUACUGGAAGAAAUUUGCUGAUCUGGAGCGCCGCGCUGGGUACAACAACAAAGCAGAGGAGGUGUGUGUACAGGGUCUGCAGGUAAUCCCUCUGAGUGUAGAUCUCUGGAUCCACUACAUCAAUCUGCUGCUGGGAACACUAGACAUGAAUCUGCCUGAGUCGCCCACGCGGAUUCGCAGUGUGUUUGAGGAUGCGGUUCAGGCAGCAGGUCUGGACUUCCACUCAGACCGGCUAUGGGAUCUUUACGUUGAGUGGGAGAAGGAGCAGGGGAACAUGAUGAAUGCUGCGGCAGUCCUGGACAGAGUCCUCAAAGUCCCCACCCAGCUCUAUAACACCCAUUACGACAAGUUCAAGGAACACCUGAACAGCCACGAGCCCAAAGAGGUGCUUUCCCCGGAGGAGUACGAGGAGCUGAGGGCGUCGUGCCGUCAGAGUCAGAAGGCAGAACGUGCUGAGCAGGCCCAGGAGGAGGAGGAGGAGAGGCCGCCGGGGGAGGAAGAGCCCGCCACACCAGAGGGCACAGACACAGAGGAAUUGAUGCAGAAGAUCAGGGAACAAGUGCUGGUUCGAAGGGACAAAGUGUACCAGGACAACGAGGGAGAAGUCCGCAAGAGAUGGCACUUUGAAGACGCUAUCAAACGUCCGUACUUCCACGUCAAGCCACUCGACCGCCUCCAGCUGCGGGCCUGGCACUCCUACCUGGACUGGGAGAUCGCUCAGCUCACCACUCAAGGACCCAAGGACACUCAAGACCCCAACCAAGAUCCACUUCAGGCAGCCACAGAGGGGUCAGAGGUCACAGCCCAGCCUCAGGAAGGAUCAGAGGAGGCUGCGGUCGCCCAUGACGACCACAGGGUUCGCAUCCUUUUCGAGCGCUGCCUGAUCGCUUGUGCUCUGUAUGAGGAGUUCUGGACCAGGUACACUCAGUACCUGGAGUUGCAGAGUGUGGACGAGGCGCGGGCUGUUUUUAAACGAGCCUGUGAGGUCCACCUGACCCACAAACCCAACAUCCACAUGCACUGGGCCACCUUCGAGGAGAGGCACGGUGACUUAACUGAGGCCCGACGAGUGCUUGAAGCCCUGGAGAAAACCCUACCAGGGUUGGCAGUGGUCCGUCUUCGCAGGGCGGCUUUAGAGAGACGAGCAGGCCAGCUGGACCAAUCAGAGGCCUUGCUGCGGGAGGCGGUGGCCGAAUCCAAAGAGAAGCCCACGUUACACGCUUUCUACUCCAUCAAGCUGGCUCGUCUGCUGCUGAAACUGGGCAGGAGCCCCAUCAGAGCCCGAAAGGUUUUACAGGAGGCGCUGGAGAUCAGUCCGGACAAUGAUAAACUGCACCUGAACCUGUUGGAGCUGGAGGUGUCUGGGGACCCCUGGGCCUCAGCUGAGGCGGUGCAGGAGUGUGUGACCCGAGCCCUGGCAGCUCCACUCGCCCCACACACCAAGAUCCUCUUCUCACAGAGAGGCCUGCAGUUUGCCGAGGACUACAGCAACUCUAUCCAGAGUGUGCUGUCUGUGUAUGAAGAGCACCAGAAACUGCUGAGGGAGCUGGGUGGAACGAAGAGAGGAGCAGAGAACGGGGAUGAGGACCCAGAGAAGCUGAGCAAAAGCGACGACGGCUCUGCUGCUGUGGCUGGACAAGCCCCACCCACCAUGCCGCACGUCCCCAUCACCACACCCCCUCCUCCUGUGAUGGGCACCGACAUGAGCGCACAGUCCGGCUACGGGGGAUACAGCAGCUGGUACCAGCAACCACAGUACGGCAGCUACGGCUACCAGAACACCUGGAACUACAACCAGGGCUACUAUCCUCCCAGCUAAAGUGGGCGACAGUGACUGUGACACAGAAAAUGCCACAGGAAGCAGUUUGACUCCGAAUGACUUCUCAGCUGAACAACAGUCCUGCCGGUCCACCCGCUAAAGUAACAUCCCAGCAUCCUUUCCUCUCCGUCCUUCCUCUGAGUUUCCUCACUGUCCUGGGUUUGUUUAAACACGGGGCCGGAGCGGUUUUAGCAUGUCGUGUCAUUUCAGCGUUGAUUCCGAGGGACAGGUGGAAAGGCAAUGAAAGGAAACUGUGACGCCCAUUCUCAGUACAUCAGUGUCUCUCCAUUUUAAUCAGAAAUAUUUUUGUAUUUGUUUGAAAGCCGACCCCCUUCGCUCAAGUCAUUGGUGUAUGAUUGACAUUUUGUACCAUUCCAGAGUAGGAUAUUUGUUGUUUUUCUAAUGUAUAUAAAGGUGUUUUAUAGUGUGUCACAACAGAAAGUUUUUGCGUCUGUUUGCUCGUACUCCCAUAAUGAAGGUGAAAAAUCAACCGUCACGCUCAUUCAAAAAGACAGAACUCUUGGUCUGCUAGGGAGGAAAAGCUAUAGUUUGUGUCCUGCUCAUACCUCAGCAGCGCUUUCUAAAAAGUUGGGAAGUCGUCUGGAAUCUUGUGUACAUCGCGGCAUGGCCUCUAGUCUUGUGUCAGCAGGAAUUUUAAGAGAAUUUCAUUUGCACAAAAUCAACCAAGUUGGAUAUUCACAUAGCCAGCAGGUUUCAGAGGCCUCAGCUGUCUUUAUCAAACUAACUGGCAAAACAAAGAAGGAGCAGGCUCUGCUGGUUCCCUUUUACAUUAAAUCUCUUUUAGGGCAGUGGUCCCCAACCUUUUUAUCACUGCGGUCACUCACUUCAGUCAACACAUGAAUUUUACCACAGCCUGGGAGGGGAGGGGGUGGACGGAGAUAUUGUAAAUAUAAUAAUAAAUGUAAAUCCACUGUGUACUCAUAUGCAACUUUAUUAGCAGCUUCCUCGUAACAUUGCGCCAAUAACAUUGUCUUUUAAGUGGCCGAGAGAAUCCGGUCAUUUUUUCAAAAUAAAAGCUCGUCAGACUCAGAUAAUAAAUAAAACGGAAAAAAUGAUUUGUUGUGCGGCCCGGUACCGGGCCAGGGGGUUGGGGACCACUUUUAGGGAGCUACCAUCCUGAAGCAAAAUUAGUUAGUGUAGGACAAGCACUCAGAUGUUCUUACAGGAUCAUGAUGAUAAUCUGACUAUUAAGGUGAGGACCACAGCUUCUUAAACCUGCUGGCUGAAUAAACCAAUAGGUCUUUUUCACAGCAGACAUUUUGACUUGUCAGGAUAGGAAACGCUCACAUCAAUGAUGCCUCUGUUCUAUUCAAGUGCCCCAGUAACUUAUCGUAAGCCAGCAUUCACAAUACCGGGGUCUUCAAACUGAAGCAGCCAUCAUUCUGUUCUGCACCUGUGCUUUCCCUGCUGUGACAUGUCAAAAUGUCUUUUGUUAUCAUCUCACUUCUUUUCGCAUAUCAUGGAGUUGCAGUUCACUAAUGGAUUUAAAAUCCUAAACAAGUGUACUGUAGAUGCUUGUUGAUCUUUGGCCUACUUACAUAAUUACAUAAUUCAGUAAAACUCAAUUAGGGUGAGAAUUUAGUUUAAUAUUUUAUUAAUCCCCCUAUUGAAAUCAAUUCUCAGUUUGUCCAGUCCUAAUGAGAUAAUCAGAGCAGUGGCCAGUGAACCCAGGACCUUCCUACAGUUCCUACGCAACCUUGUUACAUGUGCAUUUGUUCAACUGUGUAGUCAUAUGUGGUGUUAAAGGAUAAGGCUGACAGUAUUCUAGUUUUCUUAUUGUCAGCAAAUCACAUGAAAAUACUCCAACAAACAGUGUCAAACAUGUCUGUCUUUGUUCCAACUGGGGACAUAAACCUGUACAAAUGGAUCACAAAUGUAUAGUUUCAUUAAAAAAAAAAAAAGGCUGAAUUAUUUCCUAAAACAGCUGACUUUGUAGUUUUUGGACUAUAAUUGAGCUCUAUGGCACAGAGGAUUAACAUAUACAUUAUCAGGUUUUGCCACACAAAUCAAUUCACUGCUGGUUUUGUUCUUUUCAUGAGAUUUUUUUUGACGUGAAAAAUAUAGAAUAUCACCAGAAAGUAAGGAAAGUUAAAUGUAUGAAUCAGUCCACCAUCAGAAUUCUCCAAGUCAGCUUUAUUUUAAGUAGAUUCUUGGUGAUUAUGCAGACAUAACUGUCAAUAUAUUUAAAAUUAUAAAAAGAAAAUGGCAAAGUAGAAUGUGACAAAAUCAGGAAGAUCUUGGGGAUUAAAUUUAAGGCCCCUUCAGAACCAAUCAAGUGGGUCUUGUGUGGUACUUUGCUCUGUCAGGAUCAGGUUAAAAUUGAACGAUUUUGUGCUGUAUGGUUUUUAGAAAUGUGUUGUUGAAAACCAUGAUGCAGUAUCCAUCAGAAGCCAGCUAUCUUCACAUUGUAAAAGUCACUGUCCAUCUCACUGCACAUCAAACAAUCUAUAGCAAGGGAUAUCACUCAGCCCAGAAAGGCAUAAUGCAUCAAUCAGUGAGUUAACCGAACUGUUUUUCAGUGUUACAUGUCCAAAAAGUUGUUACGUGUAGUUAAACACAAUCGGAUCACGGCCUCGAGCUGCAUCUUUCUGCUUUAGUUCAGUUAGCUGGCUUAAUGAGUGAUACUACAAGGUGACAGCUCUGUUCCUGGCUAAAUCUCUUUCUAGUGUCUUUUGUGUUGAUGUGGAGGAGGUGGUGAGGUAGGCUCACAGAGCAGAUCCUCCUUAUCUCACUUUUUGGUAACAACCAGCACAGCUGAAGGCACCAAACCUAGAAAGACAAGGGAAAGCCAUGAAAAAAGUCAGUUAAAGCUUCUGAAUAGACAGUUUCAAGUCCACACAGAAAAUAAAGCACACGGACAAUAUGUUGAGGUAUGAGUAUUACAGUAAGUGUGUUCCAUAUUUAAAAUGUAGUCCCCAGCCCAGUGCUCACCCAGUUCUUUGAGGGGCUUCUCCAUGUCCAGUUCGGUGUAUUCGUGGCGGGGGUACGGCGACAGCAGCGUGAAGUCCUGACCCUCGGGCGUGUUGCCGUUCAUCUGCACAUAGACGCGCACUGCCGCCAGCGGCUCCUGGGCCUUGAAGACUGUCGUGAUGGUCGAGCCGUCCAGCAGACGGACCUUUAAAGUAAAGAAGUGGAGGAGCAAAUGAAGGAGGGGGAGAGGAAAAAAGUAGGCAAUGGAUGAGGGAAACGAUGGAGGACAGUUUUUUGUUGUUGUUUGUUGUAGUUGUUGUUUUGUCAUGCC
This is a messenger RNA of Chelmon rostratus (copperband butterflyfish), 5485 nucleotides long. Its product is annotated as pre-mRNA-processing factor 39. Lineage: Eukaryota; Metazoa; Chordata; Actinopteri; Chaetodontiformes; Chaetodontidae. Gene Ontology annotation, molecular function: protein binding. Gene Ontology annotation, biological process: RNA processing; mRNA 5'-splice site recognition. Gene Ontology annotation, cellular component: U1 snRNP; U2-type prespliceosome; commitment complex. The record is from RefSeq and is a predicted model, not a curated record.